AUGAAAAUAAGUAAUUACGUGUUGCCUGCAAAUUCGACUCUUAUCGUAAAUAUCUGUGGCAUUCAUCAUAAUCCUUCCGUUUACGAAAAUCCCGAAGUGUUCGAUCCAGACCGUUUCUUACCUGAAAACUAUAAAAAUCUUCAUCCUUAUGCAUUUCUGGCAUUUUCUGCCGGGCCACGAAAUUGUCUCGGAUAUAAACUUGCCAUGAUUAACAUGAAAAUGGUUUUAGCAAAUGUUCUUCGUAAUUUUAAAGUUUACUCUUUGGAUCCUCAGGAUAAGAUCGUUACUUCCGUGGAAGUUCUUUUGACUCCAGUAUCAGGUAUAAAAAUGUGUGUAGAACAAAGACGUAUGUUGUAAAAUAUGAGAUAACCUGAUCAUUGGGGUAAUUUUUAUUACAAAUAUAUAUAAACAUUGAU
Molecule: messenger RNA, 416 nt
Organism: Centruroides sculpturatus (bark scorpion)
Lineage: Eukaryota; Metazoa; Arthropoda; Arachnida; Scorpiones; Buthidae
Product: cytochrome P450 4C1-like
Exons: 3
Coding region: 1-357 (118 amino acids)
Molecular function (GO): monooxygenase activity; iron ion binding; heme binding
Source: RefSeq, a predicted model, not a curated record